AAGUGAAUGAAGGGGCCAACUUGUACCAGAACGAAAUGCGUUCUUCUCUCCUUCUCAUUUUCGUUUCCUUCUCCAACCUUUUUCAUCGUUAUCUUCUUUCUUUACUCGUUUCCUCCAUAAAUAUACAGUGUUUUUCUCCUUUUAGGCUUUUCUUCUCUGUCCCUUUCAGUUGGCUGAAGAUUGAAGGUUUUUGAAUCGAAGCUGACCAGGUUUUGGGUUGGAGGGAUUGUUCAAAGAAAAUGUCUAUAUAUGAGCAGGAUUCAGAUGUAAUCCAAUGGGGUCUUCGUCUUCUUGACGGGGACCUACCGUUUUAUUCAGGCUAUUAUGGUGGUUCAGUACAAAUUGGGGAUGAUUAUCAUGGACAUUAUAUCAGAGAUCAUUAUGACAUAUCAGAUUGUGCAGAUGAUGAGAUUAUUGCCCGCAGGAUGCAAGAAAAAUUUUCACAGCUAGCUAUUGCUGAAGCCUCUGGAUACUCGCCGGCAAGAGAAGAGCACUUGCAAACAUCCAUUCAUGAGCAUGAUUGGCACGGUACAUUAACAAGGAGCUACAGUACAGACCAUGAGUAUAAUAGUCAUGAAGUUUCUGAUGAUAUUGUUGAUUCUAGUUCAUGUUCCAGCCCUGAUAAUGGGGAAGAUUAUUCCUCUUCUCCAGAAUUUACUGAUGAAUAUGGACUGGAUGGGGAAGUAAGCAAGAGGCUGAAUCAAAUGAUUCCUAUCCCUCAUGUUCCUAGAAUCAAUGGAGAAAUACCGUCAAUUGAUGAGGCAACCUCAGAUCAUGAAAGGCUUCUUAAUAGAUUGCAGUUAUAUGACUUUGUGGAGGUCAAGGUUCAAGGGGAUGGUAACUGUCAGUUUCGUGCUUUAUCAGAUCAAUUGUACAACACACCUGAUCGACACAAAGUUGUGAGGCGGCACGUUGUAAAUCAGCUGAGAUCUCACCCGGAGAUAUAUGAAGGAUAUGUACCCAUGGAAUAUGGUGACUAUUUGAAGAAGAUGUCCAAGAGUGGGGAGUGGGGAGAUCAUGUCACAUUGCAGGCAGCUGCAGAUUCAUAUGGUGUGAAAAUACUUGUUAUGACCUCUUUUAAGGACACCUGCUACAUUGACAUUCUGCCUAUCAACCAGAAGUCAAAAGGAGUAAUUUUCUUGAGCUUUUGGGCAGAGGUACACUACAAUUCAAUUUAUUUUCAAGGAGAUACAACUUCUAAUGAGCACCGAAAGAAGAAAAAGUGGUGGAGUUUUGGGAAUAAGCACUAGAUAUGGCUAGCUCUUGUGCGCUAAACGUCCUAUGUGUUAUUUGCUGCAAUGGCGUGAUCUUCUUGGCGCAAGGCCUUCUUGUAUUAUAUUUUAUAAACAUAAAAUUUAAGCUGCAAGUCUUUUAUGGGUAAGUUUAUAAUCGCAUUGUAUUGUUUUUUUUUUAA
Hevea brasiliensis (rubber tree) is the source of this 1414-nucleotide messenger RNA. Its product is annotated as OVARIAN TUMOR DOMAIN-containing deubiquitinating enzyme 12. The transcript is spliced from 11 exons. The record is from RefSeq and is a predicted model, not a curated record. Gene Ontology annotation, molecular function: cysteine-type deubiquitinase activity. NCBI's taxonomy places the organism in Eukaryota, Viridiplantae, Streptophyta, Magnoliopsida, Malpighiales, Euphorbiaceae. The coding region runs from base 240 to 1250 and encodes 336 amino acids. Gene Ontology annotation, biological process: protein deubiquitination.